This is a messenger RNA of Photinus pyralis (common eastern firefly), 1507 nucleotides long. RefSeq lists its product as uncharacterized. Bases 158 to 1507 code for a protein of 449 amino acids. The record is from RefSeq and is a predicted model, not a curated record. NCBI's taxonomy places the organism in Eukaryota, Metazoa, Arthropoda, Insecta, Coleoptera, Lampyridae. The transcript is spliced from 10 exons. Gene Ontology annotation, biological process: signal transduction.
CUAAAACUUUUUCCUAACAAAGAUCUCCUCAUUUCAACUGAUGAGGUCUAUCUCAUGGUUUGUAAAAUAUUUUCAAAUGACAUUCCUAAGUUUAUAAAAUGUGCAAAAUUUACUUUUCGUUGGAGCAAAGUGAAACUCCACAGUGCCUUUAAGAAUUAUGUUGUUUCUACUUAUUCUAAUUUAUCCUGCAAGAAUUUUUUGUUAUUUCCCAAGUGAAAAUGUAGAACAUCUAACCGACAAUUUUUUUGCAAAUCUUCAAGAACAUCCUAACAUAAAAGGCAAUACACUAGAAGAAUCUGAAGCAUUUAUUAAUAAACAAGUAGAAAAUUAUGUCGCACUAAUUGAGCAGACCCAUGGCACAAUUGAGCAUAGGUUACAUAGACGAAGUUUACCUAUUGAUCAUACAAUUACGCUUAUAAAAGAUAAUGCAGGAAUUUACGUAUUAGACGGAGUUAUCCCCGAAUAUGGCAUAAAAGUUCAACUACCCAAAGAUAUACAUUUAUUCAGCUAUGAAACUGAAGCCGGCGAAGCAUGGUAUGGGGCAGCUUUAGAGACUGUAAAUGGAACAGUAGGAAAUGAUUUAGUAAUCUUUAAGUAUGAGAAUCGCCAAUUUAGUCUUAUAAACAAAAUACCAGUCCGAAAUGGGGUAAGAUUGGCUACAAUUUCUAUUGAUGGGGGAGUAUGUAUAAUUGUGGCAGAAAAUAAUGCUAUUGGUGUCAAGAUGCACAACAAGACGCAAGUGAUCAAAUUUAUUCCUAGCACAGGCCAAUUGACCCAUAUACAGUUUUUGGAUGCCGAGUAUGCAAGCGAUGUGGCUUUGUGGACCGAACAUAAUGAAAUUUUUAUGACACUGGCAACCUACAUGAAAAGUGAAGAUCAAUACGAAGUUAACCAACCCAUCUACCAAUGGCUUGGUCGACAUUUCGACACGAUCGGCUACAUUAAAACAUACGGGGCAAAAAAGGUAACCCCUUUCAUCAUAGGCAAUGGCCAUUAUCUUGCCGUGGCCAAUUUUCAAAAUAAUUUUGGUAACACAAACAUCUAUUCCGAGAUAUAUAAAUAUAAUAGACACUUGGAGAGAUUUGAAAGUUACCAGAAAAUUUUAACAACAGCAGCGGUCGAUGUUAAACAUUUUGCUUUCAAAGGAGAAAAGGGAGCGGAGCAUUUUUUGGUAUUCGCAAAUUUCUUCGAAGCAGGAAUUAAUGGAAGUAGAAGUUACGAGACCAUCUCAAUCGUUUACAAAUAUGUAGAUCAAUUUUUUAUACCAUUCCAGAGCUUUAAAUUGAAUGGCGUUACACAGUGGCUUCCCGUGACAGGUCCCCUUGGCGAAUUUGCAUUACUGGCAGCUUGUGAGUUUGACGGGUUGAAAGUCUUUCAAUACGACGGUUGGAGGUUUACGGAAUCUAACGUUCAAUACACCAGUGAAGCAUUUACCAAAGGAAUCUUGUCUAUGAAGGCAUACAACCUGGACAACAAAAUCUUUGUUGAUCUUGGUUUCAGUUUGUGA